GUAUUCAACAAAACAUCAAAUCAGUUCAAAAAUUGAUGAAAGUUAUAUUGAUUCAAUGUUUAUUGAAUCACAUUCCAAAUUUGCUGAAAAGGUUAUAAAUGAUACAAAUUUGGAAAGUUUAAUUUUAACAAAUAUUGAAGAUGAUAGAGAAAUAUUUUUUGAAAAUGUUACAAAAAGCAACGUUUUUAAUGACACAGAAAAAUCAGUUAAGGUGCUCUCCAGCUCAACAGAAAAUUUAAACCAUAUCUCUCCAAAUGUGUUAUCUACAGUUCCAAAAGUAUCGUGCAAUAAUAGUAUAAUGAAUAAAAGUACUCCAACUGUUACAAAUUUGGACCUAGAUCAACAAUCAAAUUAUAUCGACACAAAUUUAACAGCAAAAACAUUGUUAAUUAAAAAUAUUUCAAAAAAAGAUGAGGAUCUUUCUUCAAGUAAUACAACAAAUAAUACAACAGAAAAAACUCUUAGUCAGGAUCUAUCUGCCAAUUCAACUCUAACCGAGAAAGAAGAUCUUUUACAAGACGUAUCUCAAAAUGUUUCUGAAGCAACUCUGACGGCAGAACAAUUUGCAAAUGCAACACUUGAAACUGAAGAUCUACAAAACUCAUCCCAGAAUACAUUGGAGAAGACAGAAACAGCUGCAAAUGCAACAUUACCAGAAAAAAAGAUAAGUGAAAUAAUAUUUGCCAUCCUACAGCACUACAAACAAGCUGAUCCACUUGGCAUUCCAGGUGUUCCUAUACCAGACCCAAUGCCCAUACCAGAUAUGAGUAAAUCUUUUCCAUUUGGUCGAAUGUUUUUGAAGGAUUCCAAUCUGUUUGGACUCAAAAAUUUUAGAAUUGAACAUGUCUCUGCCAAUAUAUCUGAGAUGAAGGUUCGAGCAAGUCUUUCUAUUGAAGUUUUGACAGUUCGAGGGAACUAUACUCUCAGUACUUGGGUUUCGAGGGCUAAAGGACCUUACAUGGUGAAAUUAGGAAAUGUUAGCAUCAUUGCUGUUGCUUCAUUAGAAGUAGAGCAAAAUGGUACUUUAUCAGCUCAAGAUAUGGACAUGGAUAUAGAGUUCGAGACUAUUGAUAUGGAUUUCCAAAAUUUAGGAUUUUUUGCAAAUAUGUUUCAAGGCAUGAUGAAUUCGGUCGGUACGUUCAUCUUCGACUCCAUCAAGCCUUUUGUACUUAGCGAAGCCAACACAAACAUCAGAAACGAUAUUAAUAAAGAAAUCAAAAACAUUCAACGCAAAUUUCCGACGUCCGUCUCCUCUGUGGACCAACUUAUCUUUGAAAUCAGAAAAACCGUUAGAUCCAAAGGGUACGAUCCCUACUACGUACCUGAUUAUACAGCCAGUGUUGGAUUCAUCACUGUCCACCUCUCGCACACCUGGUUAUAUGGAUUAUCUUCUUUCUACCGAACAAAAGAAAUCACGUUUGAAAUGAAGAACAAAACCCUAUACAUCUUUUUAGAAGGCAGUACUGGAAAAUUGGUUGGCACCACUAAUUGGCAAGCGUCGAUAGUACCAGGAUCCAUAUACAGAGAUGGUACUGUAGCUUUCACUAUUAACUACUUAAAAGUCCAGAUUAUUGCCAGCCAAAAUAUGGACACUUCCCGUCCCCCUACGCUCGACGACAUUCAAUUGGAAUUGGGGAACAUCCAGAUGAGAUUUAAUGGUUUAGGAAAUAUGGAUUAUCUUAUUGAAUUCGGUGUUAAUAUCCUUCCGAAUGUAUUGAGAUAUCAAAUAAUGGACGCCAUUGAGAAACCCGUCAAAUUUAAAAUACAGGAGGCUCUCGAUCGUGUUAACGUGGAGAGAAUUAUAAUGAAAAAUGCCGAUCAGCUGGAUAUGGGGAUGGGGUUUGAGAAUAUACAGCUAUUGUUAUAAUUAAUUAGCUUAGAA
Messenger RNA from Diabrotica virgifera virgifera (western corn rootworm), 1882 nucleotides. RefSeq lists its product as uncharacterized. NCBI's taxonomy places the organism in Eukaryota, Metazoa, Arthropoda, Insecta, Coleoptera, Chrysomelidae. Gene Ontology annotation, molecular function: lipid binding. Bases 56 to 1867 code for a protein of 603 amino acids. The record is from RefSeq and is a predicted model, not a curated record. The transcript is spliced from 4 exons.